Molecule: messenger RNA, 1647 nt
Organism: Ostreococcus tauri
Lineage: Eukaryota; Viridiplantae; Chlorophyta; Mamiellophyceae; Mamiellales; Bathycoccaceae
Product: unnamed product
Exons: 2
Coding region: 1-1647 (548 amino acids)
Cellular component (GO): cytoplasm
Source: RefSeq, a predicted model, not a curated record
AUGGUGAUCGUGCGCGAAGCGACGACCACGCCUUCGAUCGUAUCGUCUUCGACCGACGUCGCGGAUGACGUCCGGACGAUCGCCGCCGCGCACGUCGCGUCUUGCGACCGCCCACAUCGCGUGCUGGCAAACGUCGGUUCGUCUUCGUGGCGAGAAGUUCGACGAGCGACGCGGCGCAUUCGCGACGCGGCGCACGCCGAGGCGGUGUCGAACGCGAUUGGGCGCGAUGAACACUUCGUUUUGUCGACCAUCUCGGGCUCAGACGUCCUCAGCGAAGCGCUGACGAUGGAGCUCUUGCGAGCGGAGGCGUGGCGCGCGGACGUGCUCCCGCGCGCCAUGCGCAGAGCUCCAGAGACAUUCGCAACGAAUCCGGUCUUGGUGUACGCGGUGUACCUAGCACUUCACCAGGAGUGCGUCAUGUGUAAUAUUUUGAGCUCGUUGUGCACGAGUCGAGGGAAUGGGCGAAGAUUGUGCGAUUACUGUCAACGAGCAUUGGCCCGACUCGCAGGCGACACGCCGGCGUUGCUCGACGCAGAUACCGAUUCCUUGGAGUUCCGGAUUCGUGAGAUCGAGUUCGUACUCUCGAUGUCCGCUCUGGGCGUGUUGAGAGGGAUAACAGAAGCGAUGGAUGACUUGGCACUGAGCGUGCGUUCACGUUUGUUGGACUCAAGAGAUGUCUCCAGCGCGCUCGUUACAAUCCUUGAUACCAGACCGUGGACGCGACGCCGACGCGACGGCGUUCUACAGCUGUACGUCGACGGCGUGUGGCGCGAAGUCUCCAAGUCCGAGGAGUGGGACGUCGCGUGUCGUGUCUCAAAGUGCGAGGCACAGGCGUGGUUGGCGCUCCGGGCGUUGAUGUGUGACGCUCAAUUUUCGUGGGAUGACAGGCGCGUGGCUGCAGCGACGAAGCUCCGACGACGGCUGAACGAGUCGACAAUCGACCAGAUUCCCGUACUGAUGGAAUUAGCGUCGAUAAUCGAUCGAGCGGCGGGUUUGGACGCGCCACCGCCGGCGAACGCGCGUGGGUUCGUCCUGGAAGUCAUCCCGAGCCUGCGUGCUCGAGUCAUAGCCGGCGGUUCAGAGCUCUUCGAAGACGCUGCGAAGAAAAUGCUGGAGGAGCAUUUCAACCCGAACGAUAGUGAUUUUGCGACAAGGGUGGCCGAAGAAGCGAUCGACAUCGCGAGUGGAGUCUCGAACGAGGAAGCUCCGAUCGAGGACAUCACAGCUCACACGCGCUCUGUCGUGCGAAUAGACGUCCUGCGAGAGCGCCGAAGUCUGAGCUCGUCUGAAGUAUCCUUCGAUGCCAUCCUCGCCAUCGAGUGCUAUUUCACCGACGACGAACCGAGUGAGGUUCAUACGAAGACGUCUAAAACCCGUGCUCUCCGGCGCAGACUCCGCUUCGACGAUGAUGCUCGCAACACGUCGCUCUCGCCGUUCGACGGAAAGAUUCGAGUCGCCAUGGACGCGCGAACGGUCGCGGCGCCGGUUCGUCUCCGGGCCGGGCCUGAUCCGCGCGCCUGGAUCACCGUCGGCUCGGUUCAAAUCGAUGGUUUCGCGCUUCAACUUCGUCUCGACGCCGAUCGCGAUCGAUCGUCCGCGGCUUACAGAGUCGCCGACGCGUACAUAUCCAUAGCCGCCCCGCGAUGA